AACAAUUCGUCCCAUAACCUUUCCCAUUUGCCAGACGUACGACGGCGACGUCUAAACAAAUUUUUCAAAUAUGAAAAAUGUGUGCAUUUCGGUGAUUCUGAUUGGCCUCGCGUGCUCGGCCGCGGCUUGGGACACGGAGGAGCUCGAGAUCUUUGAUCUGGUCGAGGAGAUCAAUCAGAACUUCUACGAAUUGCUGGGAGUUGCUCAGGACGCUCCGCUGAGUGAUCUGAAACGUGCUUUCCGGAACUUGUCCAUCGUCCUCCAUCCGGACAAGAAUGACGCCGAGGAUGCGAACGAACGGUUCAGGAAUCUGGUGUCCGUGUACGAAGUCCUGAAGGACAAGUCCAAGCGCGAGAAGUACGACAAAGUGCUGAAGGAUGGCCUGCCUAACUGGAAGUCCGCCCUGUACUACUAUCGAAGGGUGCGGAAGCUGGGCAUGGCUGAGAUCCUCGCCAUCCUGUUUGCUAUUGCGACCAUUGGACAGUACUUGGUGGCGUGGGGAGUGUAUUUCGAGAAGAAGUACACAGCGGAACAACUCUUCGGUACAAAAAUCAAAAAGCUGCAGAAGAAGAACAAGGUGAGCGUUGGCUUGGAUAACAUCCUGAGCGAGAUUCCAACGCCGAGUGUGAAGAACACGCUGCCUUUCCAAAUCCCGUGGCUCAUCUGGAACGCUCCGAGUCUGCUCAAGUCAGCUUUCCUAACCGUGAACGAAAUAACCCAGCAGGAGUUGGAGAAGAAGCGAAGAAAGGCCGAAGAGCUAAAAAGACAACGAGAGAUUGAGGAAGAAAUCAUUAAACAAAAGGAAGCUAAAAAGGAAUUGAAGGAAACAUUGAGGAAGCGGAAGCAAGAAACCAGUAAAGCUCCUGAGAAGACUGAGGAAGAACUCGCUGGUUAUUCCCGCAUCAAGGCACGUGCCUUAAAUGAUGGAGAUGCCAUUCGAGCUGUGAAAUCCACAAAGGCGACAUUCAGCGGUGGUUUCUGGUCCGAUGAAGAUCUCGUCGAUCUUGUUCGCUUGGUUAAGAAGUACCCAGCGGGAACAGCUGAUCGCUGGGAACUUAUCGCUGAGCACAUGAGCCGCAACGUAGCUGAAAUAACUUUCAUGGCAGCUAAGCUCAAAGAAAAUGGCUAUCGCAUUCCGGGUCACACUGAAAGCGUUGCCGAAAACAUUAUCCAAGAAGCGGAACAAGUGCGGAAAGAAAAAGUCAAAACUAAAAAAUCAACAGCAGCAACCGCCCCUAGUAACGAAACGCUUUGGACCCAAGAACAGCAACAAGCACUCGAAGCUGCCAUCACCAAGUACCCAAAAGCAAGUUCCGGAGAUCGUUGGGCGAAAAUUGCAAACAAUGUUCCAGGCAAAACCCGCGAAGAAUGCCUCCAACGUUACAAGUAUCUUGUCGAAUUGGUUAAAUCGCAACGUGAAGCCAAAAAAUCUGAGUCGGAAACAAAUCAACAAACAGAGGAAGUUGCAGACGAUGGAGGUGUGAAUGCGGAAGAAACAGUAUCGAAUGCAACAGAAACUAGUAAUGUGGAGGAGAUUGAGGAGGAAGUUGAGGAAGUAGAAGAAGAAAUUGUGCAGCCCGUGAAGAAUAAAGGCAAACCGCGAAAUAAACGGAAGGAACGCAAAAAACGUAUGGAGUUUUCUAGCGACGAAGAUGAUUACUCUGAUUGAAAUUUUAGAUUAGAUCGAUGAAAUGAUGUUACUGCACAAAGUAAGAUUAUUAUGUGAGCGGGUACGAUGUGUAAUAAAGACGAACUGACUACGUUUUUGUGUAAAA
This is a messenger RNA of Hermetia illucens (black soldier fly), 1775 nucleotides long. RefSeq lists its product as uncharacterized. Gene Ontology annotation, cellular component: endomembrane system. The record is from RefSeq and is a predicted model, not a curated record. The transcript has 6 exons. The coding region runs from base 71 to 1669 and encodes 532 amino acids. Lineage: Eukaryota; Metazoa; Arthropoda; Insecta; Diptera; Stratiomyidae.